Molecule: messenger RNA, 3353 nt
Organism: Neolamprologus brichardi
Lineage: Eukaryota; Metazoa; Chordata; Actinopteri; Cichliformes; Cichlidae
Source: RefSeq, a predicted model, not a curated record
CUGGAAUCGUUUCAUUUAUUUAUUUAAUAAUUCAGUCAUGUGGAUGAAAUGCACAGGAGCGGAUGACGUAGCGCGCGCGUUCUAACGUGUGUGUAUGUGUGUGUGGGCGUGGAGGAAAAUGUCAACGUGCAGCGCAAGAGGAGGAGAAGGCUGGAGCUGAUGAGGGUCAUGUUAUUACGAAGCUUCAGCCUUUGCGUUAGCUGCUCUAAAAUAUCUGAUAUCCGGGGAGGAAAGUUUCUAAAGGGGUCGGCUGUCGGCAGUUAGCGGAGCCCGGGGUGUUGAGGAGGCGGGAGAGGUGAGUUCAUUGAGCCCUCCACAGCGAAGCGAAGCCCAGCCUCCCUUCCUGCAUGUGAAGCAGAUUGGGCAGAGACGUUCACAAGCCUCGGGCCACUUGUGACCGCCGUUGACCUCCUAUUUCAGGUAGAAACUGUGUGCAACCUUUAGCAACAAUGUAGACUUUUCAACGUCCUGAUGAUGAUGAUGAUGAUGCAGGGCCUUGUAGGGAGGAGGAGCAGCGACUGAUUUUCUCCUCAAUUUUAUCACACCCUGCACUCUAUGUCCGUCCCGACUGGGCGGCUAGAGUGCUAUGUCAUCGACCACACCCCCAUCGGCUCAACCGUCUAAGAAGGGACGGAAGCCGGAGAAAUCGGAGGUGAUGGCUGAUUCGGUGCCGGCCACCAAUGAGGAACUGAGGAGCAAGAUCAUGGACCUUCAGAUAGAGCUACAGCAGGAGCGCGGGAAGGUAUGCAAACUCCGCGAGCGGCUCCAGGAGCAGCGGCAGGCUCGCGAACUUGAGCAACACAAGCAUGCGGUAGCGCUCACUGACCUGCGUGCCAAACUCCAUGAAGAAAAGCUACGUGAAAUCGCUGCCAUACGGGAGACUCUGGCACGGCAGCAUGAAGCCGAGCUGGCUAGAACAAUCAAGAUCAGGGAUACUGAGGUUCAGAGGCUGCAGGGUCUUGUGAAUGCACUGAGAGAUGGAGCUGCUGACAAGCUCAAAAAUGCCCUUCUUGCAGAGGCUAGGGAGGAAGCCAGGAGAGCCUUUGAUGGGGAGAGAAUUAAGCUCCAGCAGGAGAUUCAGGAGCAGAAAAUGGCUCGGAAGCAAGCCGAAGAGGCUCAUGCAAACGCUCUUCAGGCUGAUAAAGCCAAAGCAGCUGAUCUCCGCACAGCCUACCAACAGCACCAGGACGAGGUGCACCGCAUUAAACGCGACUGUGAGAAAGACAUCCGCCGGCUGAUGGAUGAGUUGAAGGCAAAGGACCGGGUGGUGUGCGCUCUGGAGAGGGAGCUGGGGUUACAGGCUGGCUAUGCCCAGAAGCUUCAGCUCCAAAAGGAAGCCCUGGAUGAGCAGCUGGGUCAGGUACGAGAAGCCGAGAGACACAACCAUGGCAGCCCGAAGAGAGAAGUGGUGCCUGGACUAGGAGAAAACCCAGACUUGCUCAACAACCAGUUGUUGUCUUCCUCCUCCUCUUCUCCUCUCCCCACGGCUUCACAGGAGUUGGAGGAGCGUGACAUGAGGAGGUUCCAGUUGAAGAUUGCAGAGCUCCACUCAGUCAUCAGGAAACUGGAGGACAGAAAUGCACUACUGGCCGAUGAGAGGAAUGAACUAUUGAAACGGGUGCGAGAGGCAGAGAGCCAAAUGAAGCCCAUGUUUGAGAAGAAUAAGCGGCUGUCCAAGAAAAAUGAUGACCUCCUGCAAACACUGCAGCGCAUGGAGGAGAAACUCAAGAACCUGAGCCGUGAGAAUGCUGAGAUGAAGGAGAAAGCUUCCUCCUCUCGGCCACCAUCACAGCAGCAGUCCGUUCAGGCCCAGAUGAAGCGACCAAGCUCCCUGACCGACCUGACCCACGCCCAUGAGGAACAGGAAGUAGAGUUCCUCAAGCUGCAAGUUGCUGAGCAACGCGGCAUCAUUGAUGAGCUCACGCAGGAACGUGAUCGAUUGGUGAUGAGCAAAAAGAACAGGAAGAAACCGUUCAAGCUGCCGAAAAGGCAUGUUGUGGAGACAUAUUUUGGAUUUGAUGAGGAGUCGAUAGACUCUGAAACCUCCUCACUGACCUCUUAUAACACUGACCUCACUGACCGCACGCCUGCAACUCCAGAGGAGGACUUGGAAGAGAGCGUUUCCCGUGAGGAGUCAGAGCUUCGUUUUCGUCAGCUCACUAGAGAGUACCAGGCUCUUCAGCGGGCCUACGCUCUCCUGCAGGAGCAGACUGGGGGGUCUCUGGAUGCAGAAAGGGAGGCCAGGACCCGUGAGCAGCUGCAGGUGGAGCUCAGCAGCUGCCAGGCAAAGAUCGUGGAUCUGGAGAAGGCCCUGGCUGAGCGGGGGCAGGAUUCAAAGUGGGUAGAGGAGAAGCAGUACUUGCUCAGGACCAACCAGGAACUGCGUGAGAAGAUGAGUGCGCUGCAGCAGGCGGAGUCCCGGCUGCAAGCUGAGGUUCAGGAUGCUCGGGACCAAAAUGAGCUGCUGGAAUUCAGAGUCCUUGAACUGGAAGAAAGGGAGCGCAGAUCACCUGCCCUCAAUCUCCACAUGUCUGCGUUCCCUGAGAACAGUAGCAGUGCCCUGCAAGGCUACUGCCACCAGGAGGGAGUCAAGGAUGUAAUCAUUCCUGAACUGAUGAAGAAGUUGGAUAUUCUGGGAGAUAAUGGGAAUCUCAGAAAUGAAGAGCAGGUGGCUGUGAUCCAAGCGGGGACUGUGAUCUCACUCUGUGAAAAGUGGUUGAAGCAGAUAGACAGCACUGAGGCUGCCCUCACGCAGAAGAUGAUCGACUUGGAAAAUGACAAGGAGCUGUUUAGUAAGCAGAAAGGAUUCCUUGAGGAGGAGUUGGACUACAGGAAGCAGGCCUUGGACCAAGCCUACAUGAGGAUCGAGGAGUUGGAGGCCACGCUGUAUAGCGCUCUGCAGCAGGAGCAGCCGGCAUGCCAGGCGGUGGCUGAGUCGCUGACAGACAGGCAGAGGGAGGAGCUGAGGCUAGCCGUGGACAAGCUGCGGCGUCAGAUUCUCCGGCAGAGCCGGCAGUAUGACAGUCAAAUCUUACAGGAGCGCAUGGAGCUCCUACAGCAGGCCCAGCAGAGAAUAAGAGAGCUGGAGGACAGGAUUGACUUGCAAAAGAGACAAAUAAAGGAAAUAGAGGAAAAGCAUUUAUUCUUUGGCCUUAAUGAAAAUGCCCAUGGACCCACAUCAGGUGUUAAGGUGCUGUGGUGGCGAGCGAAGAUGAGACAAAACCUAAUUGUUUUUUAUGCAUUUGUAGACAGUUCAACUAAACCUUAUGGCCUUUUUGAUAAAUGUGCACUUUUGCAGAAGACUGGAAUGCAAACAUAUUUGAAAAUUUAAUAAAUAACCAGAUAUACAUGAG